This is a messenger RNA of Engraulis encrasicolus (European anchovy), 3126 nucleotides long. RefSeq names its product terminal uridylyl transferase 1, U6 snRNA-specific (gene tut1). NCBI's taxonomy places the organism in Eukaryota, Metazoa, Chordata, Actinopteri, Clupeiformes, Engraulidae. Gene Ontology annotation, cellular component: mitochondrion; nuclear speck. The record is from RefSeq and is a predicted model, not a curated record. Gene Ontology annotation, molecular function: poly(A) RNA polymerase activity; RNA binding. The transcript has 10 exons. Bases 92 to 2584 code for a protein of 830 amino acids.
CUCCUGCCGUCUGUCCCACUCCUGCAAUGUGGAGGGAGUUUUGACUGAAUUAUCCUGUGAAGUUUGCUUUGCUUUGACCCACCAGAUCGAAAUGGAUGCUCACCCUGACAUUAACACUACACCAAGAGGUUUCCGGUGCACUUUAUGUGAUGUCAAUUUACCAAAUGCACCCACGGUGGACGCACAUGUGAAGGGGCGAAAGCACCAGCAUCUUUUCCGACUCCGUGCAACGAGAAAAACCCAGGAGCAGAACAGCGUGUUUGUGAGCGGAAUCAAACCGGACACAUCGCAAAUGCAACUCAUAGAUUAUUUCCAACAGUUCGGUCCAGUGUCCGAAGUCAUCAUGGACAAAGACAAGGGUGCGUAUGCCAUUGUGCAGUUUGAGGAACAUGCUGCCAAACAAUCAUCUCUGGAUCAGCUGGAGCACGAGAUGGGUGGCCUGAAGCUGAGGGUGAAGCCUCGGGAGAAGAAAGACUUUAAAGUGGUCAUCAAGAAGAAGCAGGAGGGCAAAAACACACACGUCAACAUGGACAUCCUCAACCGGGAUCUUUGCCAGGCCUCAUCCGUGAAUGAGCAGAUGCUGAGGGUGGUGGAGAGUUGUGAGCUGAGCGAGAGUGAGAGGAACGGCCGGGAGCUGUUGGUGAAGCUGCUGCAGGAGGUCUUCACAGAGUUCUUCCCAGAUUGUGAGAUUCUGCCGUUUGGCUCGACCAUCAACACAUUUGGGGUACACUCCUGUGACAUGGACCUGUUUUUGGACCUUGAGAAAACGAAAAUCUUUCAGUCUCGGUCCAAGAGCUCGAUGGAGCAGGCAGGAGAUGGUCAGUCAGAAGACGGGCGCUCUGAAGACUCCAUCCUGUCUGACAUCGACCUGACCGCAGCGUCCCCUGCGGAGGUGCUGGAGCUGGUGGCCACGGUGCUGAGGAAGUGUGUUCCCGGCGUGCAGAAGGUGCAGACGCUGACCACCGCCCGCCUGCCCGUCGUCAAGUUCCACCAUCGAGACCUCAACCUUCACGGCGACAUCACCAUCAACAACAGACUGGCACUGAGGAACACCCGAUUCCUGCAGCUCUGCUCCGGCCUCGACUCCAGGCUGAGGCCCCUUGUCUACACCAUCCGCUUCUGGGCUAAGCAGAAACAGCUGGCAGGCAACCCCUUCGGUGGCGGGCCCCUGCUAAACAACUAUGCCCUGACGAUGCUGGUCAUCUUCUUUCUGCAGACCAGAGAUCCGCCAGUGCUGCAUUCUGUAAACCAGCUCAAGGAAAUGGCCUGUGAGGAGGAGGAGUGUGUUAUUGAAGGCUGGGACUGCACCUUCCCCAGUCAGCCCAUCGCUGUGCCCCCCAGCAAGAACAACGAGGACCUCUGCACACUGCUGGCUGCCUUCUUUGCCUUCUACUCCCAGUUUGACUUCUCUGCAUCCGUCGUGUCUGUGCGCGAGGCCCGUCCACUCCCCGCCACCCCUUCCCUCACCCAGACGCCCCAGCACUCCCCGGCACCCGCGCCUCAAAACAGCGACAAGACCUCCCCGAAACCGUCCACCCGACCCAGGACGCGUCACAUGACCAUCCUGGACCCGUUCGAGCUGAGCCACAACGUGGCGGGCAACGUGAACGAGCGGCUCCACAAGAGCUUCCAGCGGGAGUGCGGCGACGCCGAGAAGUACUGCCGCAGCCUGCAGUACCAGCGCAAGUCCACCAAGGGCAAGUCCUGGGGGCUGGUUCGCCUCUUCGCCCCGCGCUGCCCCACCGUGCCCGGGGCUAGCGGCAGCAGCAGCCAGGGAGAAGGCAAGGAGAAGCAGCAGCGUCUGGAGAUCCGCCUGCCCCUCCGGCCCGAGGCUCUGCCGGGCUCGCUGCGCUGCCAGCUGGGCGCGGGCGGCGAGGGCUUCAGGGAGCGCUGGUUCUCCCUGGUGCGGGCGGCCGUGGAGAAGGUGCUGCAGCAGGUGCUGGGGUGCCGUCCGGCGCGGGAGGAGGACUUUGAGGACCAGAUGGACACAUCGGUCUCGUCCGGCACCAUGGACACGAGCAACCCGGAAGAGCAGCAGUGCGCUAGCCGCGCCCGGGCCGAAACCUCUUCCUCAUCCUCAGACACGCCAGCAGCUAGCGGUGACGGCGCGCAUCAGGCCGGACAGAAGCGGUCGCUCUCAUCCACAGGCCCCGACUCCGGCUUCAGCUCUCCGCAGGGGAAGAGGCAGCGGCUGAGCUCCGGCGACGAGGGCCCCGACUCAGCCUGCUGGUGCCUGGUGCAGCGGCACCGCGUCUGGGCCGGACGCCGCAGGGCACGGAGGGACAUGCUGAAGAGCGGUGAUGGUGGUGCCGCUGAGCACUCCCUGUCAGAAGAGGGCGGCGUGGCCAUGGAGGUGCGGGUGACGGAGCUCCUCACGGCCCAAGAGCCCGACCCCCUGGACCUGCUUGCGUUUAGGGUUGGAGCACGGGUGGAAGGGGACGGGGAGAACAUGGCGACACUGUUGUGGUUCACACCCCUCUUUGACAGCAGCGGACUCUUCCAGGACUUUUUCCACUUCCUGGAGUCCUUCAUACCCAAGACCACUGAGGUCCUCCUCGGGUUAGGAGAAGAAAAGCUAAAAUAAGUAAACUGAAUGGUUUUGUUUUGUUUGUUUCUUUCUUUUUUGUGUUUAACUUUGAGUUUGUUAAUUUCUGUUGACAAAUUAUACUCUAUUUUAGUAGACUGUAAAAACACGUUUGUUUUGUGUUGUUAUUAAGAGAUCUAUUUUAUACUAAAUUGUUUUUCCCCUGACAAAUCAGAUACGUCCUGAAUUGCCAAUGUGCCCAAGUUGAGUUCCUGAAAAAUUGAUUCUUAUAAUGCCGUUAAGUAUUUUUUUCUCCCUCUUAUCAUUUGUCAAGUUGUGCCCUGUUUUGUAUUUAAAAGAAGUAUCUGAUUUGUGCAUAAUACCUGUGUUUUGAGGGAGACGGUUAUCUACAUUUUUAUUUGCUCUUGUUGCUCUUGAAGAAAUGGGUAUGUCAGGUAUUGAUCCAGUUUCACUCCUUGUCAGAAUCAAACUUGGAUCUGUAUGAACAUUGCUUUAUUUCUGUUUAGUUUGUGUGUCAUACAUAAAAUGGAUAUGAUUGUGUGAAUAUGAGUGUGCAGGCAAUAAACCUGUUGGGCACUUAA